AGCCUAUUUAUUUACAUUAAUUACUGACAGAUCUGUUUUCCUUGUCAUGCUUUAGUUAUUUGUUUCCAUAAACAUCUGAUUUUCCUUCAAUUCAGACUAGCAGUGAUAACGAUGUAUUUUUAUUAUUAACAUGCAUUCGAUAAUUCCACAAGCUGAUAACGUCAAGUGACUAAUUACUGCCUUAAAAAUCAAUUUUGACUGAUCAACUGUCAAAUUAGUUUUAAAAAUUGCCUGCGAAUCGCAUUUCGAUGAAAAGGGUAAAGAAUGUGAUUCAGAAUCCACUUGACUAAAGACUAAUAUGCAGCAGGUGCUACAUCACAUACCCUAUAUAUAAAAAAAUACCUUUAGAAAGAAAAAAAAAUCUUUUUCAACAUUUUCAUUUCUAGUAAAAUUAAUUAAGUCAAAUGGCUUCUUUACCAUUGCCGCCACGCAAACAAAGCCGUAACUUUACAUUUAGCCAAACAUCCAAUAAAAUUCACAAACAUACACGAAUUAGGGAAUAUAUUCUAUAUUGUUGUCCAACAAAUCACUUCCAAAAAGGACUUGAAAAUUUCUGGUCGCAGGCAACAGAACUGUUUAAUGGAAGUGCUCACAAUUAUUCAAUUCCGCACAUAACACUCGUGUCCUUCUUUAAAGCACACGAAGACGUCAACUUUCUUGACACAUUAAAAACAUUGGCUGAAGAUGGAAAAUACUUAAAUCGACCAAUGCAAUUGGAACUCUAUAAAAGUUCAAAUUUUAUGGGGUUCUUUGUGAAUGAGGACGAUGCUAAUGUUCUGAAAAGGAUAGCACUCAAAUUUGUGAAGGAAAUUCAGGAUUCAAUAAUUAGUGAUACAAUAGACGGGAUUGACCAUCUUAUUGCUUGCUUUCCUUACUGUGCCAGUGCAGUAAAUGAUAAAACCUCUUCUCGGUGCAUCCCAAAAAGUUCAAGAUCAAUAUCAUUGGAACCGCACGUUAAGAACCUCCAUUUAACACUUGCGUAUCAAUUUCCAACAAAUGUUUACCAAAACUUGGCUGAAUUGGUAGAACAAAUCGAUACCUCGUAUGCGAAUAGUUGGGAAUUGAGGCUGUAUUCAAGAGAUCCACGAUUAGCAACAAAGCAAGUCCAUAAAGUCAUUUAUUCACAUUCAUCACGUGAACAUGACGAGUUGGAAUUAAGAGUUGGAGAUUACGUGUACAUUAGUGGCGAUGCUAUACAAAAUUCAAUUGAUGGCUGGGUUGAAGGAAUCAGUUGUAAUGGAAAUGUUGGAUUUUUGCCAUUAAAUCAUACUGAAAGAACAUCAGAAACAAAUGUAUGGACUUUGAAUGCAACUGUUCCAUUAUGUCAAGCGUCUGAUAAUAAUGAAAUUUCAACCGAUGCAAUUGACGGGAUUGUACAGUCGCAUAGCUUGAGAGAGGAUUUCUAUAUCAACGAAAAUCGAUUCAGUCAGACUUCAAAAAUGGAUGAAAAUGUGACAUCGAAUUUGACAAGACGAGGAAGACGACGAAUAUUGAUUCUAAGGCAUGGAGAGCGUGUGGAUUUUGCUUUUGGCAACACGUGGACUCAAUUUAGUUUCAAUGAUUCACAAAAUUACGUACGAAUGGAUUUAAACAUGCCAGAAACUUUACCACCAAGAAUAACUGAAGACUGGGAAAAGGAUUCACCUUUAACAACAAUUGGAAGCUUUCAAUGUCACCAAGUUGGACAAUCGUUGAAGAAUUUUGGAGUAAAUUUUUCAAAAGUUUAUGUCUCACCAUCUUAUAGAUGUGUCCAAACAGCAAGUGAGGUUUUAAGUGCUAUGGAUGCUUACGAUGUCCCAUUAAAUGUUGAGUAUGGAUUAUUCGAGUGGUGUCUUUGGUAUGAGCUUGGAUUGCCACAAUUCUUAACCGAAAAGGAACUUGGUGUAAUUUUCAAUAUUAAUGAGGAGUACAUCCCAUUCAUGAAGAAGGAUGAUUUGGAAGAAAUAAUGAAGGAAUCACUUGAAGAUUUUUACAGUAGAAGUCUAUCAACAAUGAGGAAAAUUCUUAGUAAUACUGAAGAUGGUGAUAUAUUGAUUGUGGCUCAUGCCAUUUCUAUAGAAACUUUGUGCCGUGAAUUAGUUGGCAAGGAACAAAGAAGUCGAGCUGAAUUAAGAAACUUAUUAAUGCGAAUUCCUUACCUUGCAACGGUUGCAAUAUCCGAAACAGAUGAUCAUAAUUACCAAUUAAUUGAGCCUCCGUGCCUAACACUUACACACAAUUCAUGUUCAAAAUUCGAUUGGCGAAUACUUGAUGAUAAUUAAGCUUCUUUUUUAUCAUUUUUGAUUCUCGCUUUAACUCGAUUACUGUCAAAACAAAUAAGCUCCUAAUUUUUCUAUUUAAUAAAGAUUGUUACCGUCAAAACUUGUGAGAUUUUUUCACAUUCUUUUCUCCCUUGAUUAUUUCAAAUUAAUUAAAAAUGAAACUUGAAUAAAAGUUGUUGAGA
Molecule: messenger RNA, 2443 nt
Organism: Chironomus riparius
Lineage: Eukaryota; Metazoa; Arthropoda; Insecta; Diptera; Chironomidae
Source: the annotation of a GenBank genome assembly